This is a messenger RNA of Vitis riparia (riverbank grape), 5309 nucleotides long. Its product is annotated as putative disease resistance RPP13-like protein 1. The transcript is spliced from 6 exons. Gene Ontology annotation, molecular function: ADP binding. The record is from RefSeq and is a predicted model, not a curated record. Lineage: Eukaryota; Viridiplantae; Streptophyta; Magnoliopsida; Vitales; Vitaceae. Gene Ontology annotation, biological process: defense response to other organism. The coding region runs from base 25 to 4230 and encodes 1401 amino acids.
GAGCUAGCUUUCAAACAAAGAAUCAUGGCUGGUUUUGUUGGGGAAGCUGUUUUGUCUGUUUUCAUCGAGAAGCUGGUUGACAUGGUCACCUCCCCUGAGCUCUGGAAUUUCGCUAGCGAAGAGCUUGUCCACUCUGAGCUCAACAAGUGGAAGACAAUUUUGAUGAAGAUCUAUGCAGUCCUCCAUGACGCAGAGGAGAAGCAAAUGACGAACCCCCGGGUGAAGAUGUGGCUUGACGAGCUUGGAGAUUUGGCUUAUGAUGUGGAGGACAUCUUGGACGGCUUUGCCACUGAAUCUUUGCGACGCAAUUUGAUGGCAGAAACUCAUCCUUCCGGCACUGAACGUAGCACAAGUAAGUUAUGGAGCCUCAUCCCUUCUUGUUGUACUAGUUUCACUCCAAAUGCUAUUAAGUUUAAUGCAGAGAUGUUGUCCAAGAUCAAGAUGAUCACUACCAGUUUACAAGAAAUUUCUGCACAAAAAAGUGAUCUCCAUUUAACGGAGAAUAUUUCUGGGGAGAGGUCUACCAAAACAAGGGAAAUGCUACCCACCACUUCUUUAGUUGAUGAAUCCCGUGUUUAUGGUAGGGAAACAGAUAAAGAAGCCAUAGCCAAUUUGUUGCUCAGGGAUGAUCCAUCUACUGAUGAAAUCUGCGUAAUUCCUGUUGUCGGUAUGGCCGGUAUUGGCAAAACUACUCUCACUCAACUUGCAUUCAACGAUGAUGAAGUAAAGGAUCAUUUUGAUUUGAGAGUUUGGGUCUAUGUUUCUGAUGAUUUUGAUGUCUUGAAGAUAACGAAAACGAUUUUACAAUCAGUUUCUCUGGCUACUCAGAAUGUUGAUGAUCUUAAUUUGCUUCAGAUGGAAUUAAGGGAGAAACUUUCCGGGCAGAAAUUUCUUCUUAUCCUAGACGAUGUUUGGAAUGAGAACUAUGAUUCAUGGGAUCUUUUGUGCAUGCCAAUGAGAUCAGGGGCACCGGGCAGUAAGCUUAUUGUCACAACUCGUAAUGAAGGAGUUGUAUCAAUCACUGGAACUCGUCCAGCUUAUUGUCUUCAGGAGUUAUCAUACGAAGAUUGUUUAUUUGUAUUCACUCAACAAGCAUUAAGGAGAAGUAACUUUGAUGCCCAUUCACACUUGAAAGAAGUUGGUGAGGAAAUAGUGAGAAGGUGUAAGGGCUUGCCUUUGGCAGCAAAGGCCCUUGGUGGCAUGUUGCGCAACCAAGUAAGUCAUGAUGCAUGGGAAAAUAUUUUAACAAGCAAGAUAUGGGAUCUACCCGAAGACAAAAGUCGCGUUCUUCCUGCUCUCAAGUUAAGCUACAAUCAUCUCCCAUCUCAUCUGAGGAAGUGUUUUGCCUAUUGUUCGAUAUUUCCGAAAGGCUAUGAAUUCGACAAAGAUGAAUUAGUCCAAUUAUGGAUGGCUGAGGGUUUUUUCGAACAAACAAAGGAAGCAGAAGACUUAGGUUUUAAAUACUUCUAUGAUUUAUUGUCAAGGUCAUUUUUUCAACAAUCUAAUCACGAUUCAUCUCGAUUUGUGAUGCAUGACCUAAUCAAUGAUCUUGCUCAAUAUGUGGCAGGAGAAAUAUCCUUUAACUUGGAGGGUAUAUCGGUGAAUAAUAAACAACACUCCAUUUUUAAAAAGGCUCGUCAUUCAUCUUUCAACCGCCAAGAGUAUGAGAAGUUUGAAAGAUUCAAAGCCUUUCAUAAGAUGAAGUGUUUGCGAACACUGGUCGCAUUGCCAUUGAAUGCAUUUUCUAGAUAUCACUUCAUCCCAAAUAAGGUACUAGAUGACCUCAUAAAGCAAUUUAAAUGUUUACGUGUAUUAUCUUUAAGUGGCUAUUACAUAAGUGGAGAGCUACCACAUUCGAUUGGUGAUUUGAGACAUUUACGUUAUCUCAAUUUGUCAAACUCUUCAAUAAAAAUGCUACCUGACUCAGUGGGUCAUCUUUAUAAUCUACAGACAUUGAUAUUAUCAGAUUGUUGGAGACUCACUAAGUUGCCUAUUGUGAUUGGAGACCUAAUCAAUCUUCGACAUAUUGAUAUUUCUGGUACAAGUCAACUACAAGAGAUGCCUUCCGAGAUCAGCAACCUAACAAAUUUGCAAACAUUAUCGAAAUAUAUUGUGGGCGAAAAUAAUAGUUUGAGAAUAAGAGAAUUGAAGAACUUGCAGGAUCUUCGAGGAAAGCUUUCCAUUUCAGGGUUGCAUAAUGUGGUGGAUAGUCAAGAUGCGGUGGAUGCUAAGUUAGAAGAAAAGCACAACAUUGAAGAGUUGACGAUGGAAUGGGGCAGUGAUUUUGUUAAGUCACGAAAUGAAAUGAACGAGAUGAAUGUUUUGGAGGGGCUACGACCACCUAGAAACUUGAAAAAGCUCACAGUGGCAUCUUAUGGUGGAUCAACAUUUUCAGGUUGGAUAAGGGACCCCUCAUUCCCAUCAAUGACACAAUUAAUUCUAAAGAAUUGCAAGAGAUGCACCUCAUUACCAUCUCUCGGCAAAUUAUCCUUCCUCAAGACCUUGCAUAUCGAGGGGAUGAGUGAAAUUAGAACCAUAGAUGUGGAGUUCUAUGGAGGGGUUGCCCAACCUUUUCCAUCCCUGGAGCUUCUCAAGUUUGAGGAUAUGCUGAAAUGGGAGGACUGGUUUUUUCCUGAUGCAGUUGAAGGACUUGAAUUAUUUCCACGCCUUAGAGAGCUUACCAUAAGAAACUGCUCAAAGUUGGUUAAACAGUUGCCUGAUCGCCUGCCAUCCUUGGUGAAACUGGGCAUCUCUAAUUGUCAAAAUCUGGCAGUUCCUUUCUUAAGAUUUGCAUCUCUUGGUGAACUAGAGAUAGACGAAUGCAAGGAGAUGGAGUUGAGAAGUGGGGUGGUUGCAGAUAGUGGGGAUCAAAUGACAUCUAGGUGGGUUUACAGUGGUCUUCAAAGUGCAGUGUUUGAACGCUGUGACUGGCUUGUAUCAUUGGAUGACCAAAGACUGCCUUGCAAUCUGAAAAUGUUGAAGAUAGUCGACUGUGUUAACCUCAAGAGCCUGCAAAAUGGAUUGCAAAGUCUCACUUGUCUUGAAGAGCUGGAAAUAGUGGGAUGCCGCGCACUAGACUCAUUUCGAGAGAUAGAUUUGCCGCCCAGGCUGAGACGUCUUGUGCUGCAGAGAUGCAGCAGUCUCAGGUGGCUGCCCCAUAACUACAGCUCUUGUCCCCUUGAAUCCCUGGAGAUCAGGUUUUGUCCAUAUCUCGCCGGCUUUCCAAGUGGUGAGCUACCGACCACACUCAAGCAACUGACUGUUGCAGAUUGUAUGCGUCUAAGGUCUCUACCAGAUGGAAUGAUGCACCCCAAUUCCACCCACAGCAACAACGCUUGUUGCCUUCAAAUAUUGAGGAUACAUGAUUGCCAGUCUCUCGUGUCCUUCCCAAGAGGGGAGUUAUCCUCCACCCUGAAGCGGCUUGAGAUUCGGCAUUGCUCCAACUUGGAGUCAGUAUCAAAGAAAAUGUCGCCCAGCAGUAGAGCUCUUGAGUAUUUAGAGAUGAGGAGUUAUCCCAAUCUGAAAAUCCUGCCACAAUGCCUUCACAACGUCAAGCAGCUCAACAUAGAAGACUGUGGAGGUCUGGAGGGGUUUCCAGAAAGAGGGUUGUCCGCCCCCAACCUCAGAGAGCUUCGUAUUUGGAGAUGUCAGAAUCUCAAGUGCUUGCCGCAUCAAAUGAAAAACCUCACAUCCCUUCAGUUUCUCAACAUAGGGCAUUCUCCGAGAGUGGAUUCCUUCCCGGAAGGGGGUUUGCCCCCCACCCUAAAAUUUCUUUCAGUUGUAAAUUACAAGAAUCUGAAGACGCCCAUAUCUGAGUGGGGCCUCCACACCCUCACCUCUCUUUCAACAUUGAAGAUUUGGGGAAUGUUUGCAGACAAGGCUUCCCUUUGGGACGAUGAAUUUCUUUUCCCUACAUCUCUCACCAACCUUCAUAUCAGCCAUAUGGAAUCCCUGGCCUCCCUGGACCUCAACAACAUCAUCUCUCUUCAACACCUAUAUAUCGGUUCCUGUCCUAAGCUCCACUCCUUGACACUGCGGGAUACAACACUUGCAAGUCUUGAAAUCAUUGACUGUCCUCUUCUUCAGAAAACAAAUUUUCCCUUCAGUGCCCACAUCCCCAAAUUCAGAAUGAGUGGCAGGGUAAUGCAUUCUACGGGUGCUGGAAAAGAAAUGAAAGCAGAAAGCCAUUCAACUCUUUCCAUGCAUUCUCCAAUCAGGGAUCUGGCUUAAUAAGGAUAUGGAAAGUAGUGCACAAGGAAAAAAGAAGAAAGAGAGAGAUGAGACAUGAUCCAUUCUCUUGAUGUAUAGGUGACCUUGGCUUGGCUGCAGUUCUUAAUUGGGGGUUUUCUAUUAAAUUUGUGAUUCCCUUUCUAGUUCUCUACCUCUGGUUCUGGAUUAAGGAAACUUAUAUGACAUUCUCUUCCACCUUCAACAGAAUCAUGGCCUCCAAAUUUCUCCAUUUUAUGUGUUUCCAAUUCUUCUUACAUGCAAUAUGACGGAUCAUUCUUCCUAAGAAUUCUUCUUUCUCUAGUCAAGAAAUGAAAGCAAUCAAAUAGGAAAAAAAAGGUGAAUAUUAAAUGCAAAACUUCCUAAUCAUUAACUGCUGCCUAUUCACACGCAGAUGCAUAAUUUUCAAGAUUUAAGAGCCUGGGAAGUUCUAUCAUCUUUUGCAGUAUUGUGGAUGGUCACUUCAGCCAAUAAAUACUAUUUCACAGCCAACUCUGGAAAGGGCUGCCUGCUACACUCUCAAAACUGGUGGUAAGAGGAUGUGGGGAGGUGACAUCUUUGUAGGAGAGCAGGUUUUGAUUAGAUUGCCAUGAUGGUCUUGAAAGUAUAGAAAUCUGGCAGUGCCAUGGACUUGUAUUCUUGGAGGAGCAAGGGCUGCCUCACAAUCUUAAAUAUUUGAAACCAGAAAACUGUGCUAACCAGGAGAAGCAGAAGACUCUGCAGUUUGGCCUCCAACCUUGCGCCACUUUCUAUCAGAGAUUGUGUGAAUCCGAAGCUGCCAUUAUCGGAGUAGGGCUUCCACGGGCUCACUUCUCUUUCACCAUUGUAUUUUUCUGUCCUAUGUCCAGGUCUGGCUUCUCUAUCAGAUGAUGACUGUCUUUUUCCUACCACUCUGAGCAAAUUUUCGAUUAGUAAACUGGAUUUCAUCUCAUAUCCGUCUUUCAAAAACCUCCUUUCUCUUGAAAGUACAUCCAUCUAUAGUUGCCCUAAGCUCCAGUCCAAAGGGAUUCCUGAAACACUUCCAAGACUUGAGAUAAGGGACUGUUAACAAUGUUCCAAGAUGAAUUCCAUGUUUUCUACAU